Molecule: messenger RNA, 1334 nt
Organism: Schistocerca cancellata (South American locust)
Lineage: Eukaryota; Metazoa; Arthropoda; Insecta; Orthoptera; Acrididae
Product: venom allergen 5.02-like
Exons: 8
Coding region: 216-986 (256 amino acids)
Cellular component (GO): extracellular region
Source: RefSeq, a predicted model, not a curated record
CGCCCACUUCGCGACAACGCGCGCCCGACAUCCGCCGAGGACCAGUCGCCGCCGCUGACACUCCGAACAGCGCCGGAGAAAGCCGAUCGCGCCCGAUCUACGGCGGCGUCCCGCGGGAAAGUGCUCCAGCCGGCAAUUGACGGCCACAGCGACUCUUGAAAGCAGUGCAGCAAUUCAGAACGCUUCCGUACGCCAGUACAGCGGAAACUCUCAAGAUGUAUCUCGCCGUGAACUGCAGAAGCAUGCUGCUGUGCGCCGCCGUGGUGCUGCUGCUGCCAUCUAGCGGGGACGGCUUCAGCGCGGCAGGCUACAGCGGAGCCGCCUGCCGGGGAAGCUCGCUACUACAGAGCGGAGGCCUGUCCUGCGACGUGAAGAAGUCCAUCCUGGACGCGCAUAACAAGUACCGACAGUCCAUCGCGCUGGGUUACGUUGCUGGACAGCCUGGAGCCGCCAGGAUGCUGGAAAUGGUGUGGGACGAGGAGCUGGCGUCGAUCGCACAGCGCUGGGCUGACCAGUGCACCAUGGGACACGACCACAACCGCGAUGUCUCGCGCUUCCCCGUGGGCCAGAACGUGGCCGCCACGUGGACGACGCGCCGCCAGGUGAGCCCGGAGCCGGACUUCGCGCGGCAGGUCGCCGCCUGGUACGGCGAGGUGGCCGCCUACCGCUACCAGGACGGCAGCCUCGGCGCCGCCACCGGACACUACACGCAGCUGGUGUGGGGAGACACGUACCUGGUGGGCUGCGGCUACAGCUUCUUCUACGACCGCAGCCGCGGCUACACCAAGCUCUACGUCUGCAACUACGGGCCUGGAGGUAACGUUGUUGGAGCAGCGCCUUACGAGAAGGGCAGCCCAUCCUGUUCGUCUCAGGGCAUCUCCCCGUCCAAGCGCUACCCUGGACUCUGUGAGGUGCGCGGCUACUCGCAGCUGGGGUCGCAGUGCAGCUACACGACCUUCGGCGGCUUCUCCGCCUUCUGGGGAUGAACACGCCGACGUCGACGGCGCACGCUCUCCGCUGGUCACCGGUUCGACACUCUGCGGCCUAGCCAGCAGACACCGCCUGUCCACAGCAGAGCUGGAGUGGGCUGCGAGGAACUGGAGGUUUCCCAGCAACUUCUCCACACGGAAACGACGCUGCGUCACUAUGGGGAGGAGCAAUUCACCUCCCACGCCGCCCCACCGCAGUCUCUAAACGCUUUCCUCAAGGCACGCCGCCUCUGUUCUCAGAAGAAAUUCUGCUCUUUGUUCGCAGUAAACGUUCUGCUUCUACUGCCUUUGUACAAAAGCGACAUUAUGUGAAAAAAAAAACAACCAGAAUUGUGGAUCAAAUCG